AUUUCAAGAUGCCCAUCGAUCUUUACCAUACUGCUGUAAGUGGCCCGUGCCGAGCCGUGCGUUUGGUGGCGGCUGCCGUAGGAGUGGAUUUAAACUUGAAGAAUAUUGACCUUAGGGCCGGCGAACAUAUGACACCCGAAUUCCUCAAGAUAAAUCCACAACAUACGGUACCCACAUUAAAUGACAAUGGCUUUUAUUUAUGGGAAAGUCGUGCGAUUAUGACUUACCUUGUCAAUCAAUAUGGCAAAAAUGAUUCCCUCUAUCCAAAAGAUCCUAAGAAACGGGCCCUUGUUGAUCAAAGGCUCUAUUUUGAUAUGGGAACUCUAUAUCAAUCGCUUGGUAAUUAUUAUCGUCCAAUAAUACUUGAGAACGCUACUCCAGAUCAGGCGAAAUACGAAAAAAUAUGCGACGCACUAUCCUUGUUGGAUAAAUUUCUAGAAGGGGAAAACUACGUGGCAGGAAAAACUCUAACAAUCGCUGAUUUUGCGUUGGCCGUCAACGUUAAUAAUGUGAAGGCCUUGGGAUUCGAUAUUAAUAAAUAUAGCAACAUUUUGAAAUGGCACACCAGAAUGGAAACCGAGAUACCUAAAUACAAAGAGAUCGAUGUUGUUGGUGCAAAAUUAUUUAAAGAUUUUAUAGAGAACAUGAAAAAAAUCAAAUAAUUUGAUAUGGAUUCGACAAUUGAACAAUGGUUCAUUGGUGUUUUUUUACACUACUACAGUAUUUUUACAUAUUCUAAAUGUUGAUUUAGUACAAAUACAUUGUGGUUGUUAAUUGACAGAAUUGCAACUAAAGUGAUUGUAAUUUUAGAAAAAUAUAAAUAUUAAAAACCC
Messenger RNA from Ooceraea biroi (clonal raider ant), 833 nucleotides. Its product is annotated as glutathione S-transferase 1-1. Gene Ontology annotation, biological process: glutathione metabolic process. Lineage: Eukaryota; Metazoa; Arthropoda; Insecta; Hymenoptera; Formicidae. Gene Ontology annotation, molecular function: glutathione transferase activity. The record is from RefSeq and is a predicted model, not a curated record.